This is a messenger RNA of Pestalotiopsis fici W106-1, 633 nucleotides long. RefSeq lists its product as uncharacterized. Gene Ontology annotation, cellular component: nucleus. The record is from RefSeq and is a predicted model, not a curated record. Gene Ontology annotation, biological process: maturation of SSU-rRNA from tricistronic rRNA transcript (SSU-rRNA, 5.8S rRNA, LSU-rRNA). Lineage: Eukaryota; Fungi; Ascomycota; Sordariomycetes; Amphisphaeriales; Sporocadaceae. Bases 1 to 633 code for a protein of 210 amino acids. The transcript is spliced from 2 exons.
AUGGCAUCGCAAACAGAGCCCUCACCUGAGCUCAAGCAGGAAAACUUUGAGCAGUCCGUCGCUCUGACCUUGCAUCUCUGGCCGGCUCUUACUCUCGCCGUACAGAACAACUGGUCAGACAAUUCUGGCGAGGAUGUCCGAGAUUGGUUUGCCGGUGCUUUGGUCGAGCUCUUCCCUUCGUUUGUCGAUAUUGCCAAUUUCUCAGCCAAGCUGGCACAAAACAAGGGCCUGAAGCGCCCCGAGAGUCUCGAGGAGCCGUACCUGGAGGAUGUCGAGACGAGACUAUUGCAGAUCAUGGCCGACGAGUUCAACGUCGAUGUCGACGACGAUUCGAGUUUCGAGAUUGCGGAACAGAUUGUCCAACUCAGAACGCAGUGCACCAAGGGACAAUUUGACGAGGUCGACAAGUUGAGAGAAAAGUGGUCAAGUGGCAAGGGAAAGAAGGUUGUCAUGAAACAAGCACCUGACCAGGACCAAGAUACAGAUUGGGAGGAUGAGGACGAUGAUGAGGACGACGACGACGGAGAUGUUGACAUGGACGAUGCACCAGCACUGGUCGCCGCACCCAAGGAGAAACCACAGCCCGAAGUCGAUGAAGACGGCUUUACGACAGUCACUCGCAAGAAGAGGUGA